AUGGUCAAUGAAUUGCUCUCUUGUUUGGAAUUUAUUAAAUUUAAUCAUACUGAACAAGGAAUUCGUUGUUUGAUUAUUAAUAGUGCUGUCAAGGGAACUUUCUGUGCUGGAGCCGAUUUAAAGGAACGAUCACAAAUGACACAAACACAAACUAGUCAAUUUGUUACAAAACUUAGAAAUUUGAUGAAUGAUAUUGAAAAUUUACCAAUUCCAACCAUUGCUGCUAUUAAUGGUUAUUGUUUAGGAGGUGGAAUGGAAUUGUCACUUGCUUGUGACUUUAGAGUUGGUGUUCAAAAUAAGGAUGUGGAAUUGGAAAAAUUACCAGGAUAUUAUGGAUUAGUUGAAACUGCAUUGGCUAUUAUUCCAGGUGCUGGUGGUACUCAAAGAUUGCCAAGAUUGAUUGGUGUUCCAAAAGCUAAGGAAUUGAUUUAUACUGCCAAGAAGAUUAACGUCCAAGAAGCUUAUGAAAAGUAUGGAAUUUUGAAUGAUUAUGGUAAACCAAUUUCACAAAAUGGCCCAAUUGCUGUCAAGAUGGCCAAGCAAUCAAUUCAACAAGGAAUUCAACUUGAUCUUGCCAAUGCCAUGAAAACUGAAGAACUCUGUUAUGCUCAAGUUAUUCCAACAAAGGAUCGUAUUGAAGGUUUGACUGCUUUCAGAGAAAAGAGAAAGCCAGUUUACAAGGGAGAAUAA
Messenger RNA from Naegleria gruberi, 690 nucleotides. RefSeq names its product enoyl-CoA hydratase-like protein. The coding region runs from base 1 to 690 and encodes 229 amino acids. Gene Ontology annotation, biological process: fatty acid beta-oxidation. Gene Ontology annotation, molecular function: enoyl-CoA hydratase activity. The record is from RefSeq and is a predicted model, not a curated record. Gene Ontology annotation, cellular component: mitochondrion. The transcript is spliced from 2 exons. NCBI's taxonomy places the organism in Eukaryota, Heterolobosea, Eutetramitea, Acrasida, Naegleriidae.